This is a messenger RNA of Lathyrus sativus (Indian pea), 1026 nucleotides long. Lineage: Eukaryota; Viridiplantae; Streptophyta; Magnoliopsida; Fabales; Fabaceae. The record is from the annotation of a GenBank genome assembly.
AUGGCUCAGCUAUUGUCUCCAGUAUACACAGAACCUCUCAAAAUCCACAAUCCGUCACUGAAUUUGUGUCACAGAACCUCAUGGCAGAUGCUGCAGAAAUCUCCAACUAGUCCUUGGAAUUUCGCAACACGAAGUUCCAAACGAAGAGGCUUUGGUAGGGUUAAAGUUGCUACUGAUCAGGAUUCAUUUUCUACCAGUGACACUGUUGGAGCUGAAGACUAUUAUGCAGUUUUGGGUCUGCUUCCAGAUGCAACACCAGAGCAGAUCAAGAAGGCGUACUACAAUUGUAUGAAAACUUGCCAUCCAGAUUUGAGUGGGAAUGAUCCUGAGACGACGAAUUUCUGCACCUUCAUCAAUGAAGUCUAUGAGGUGCUCAGUGAUCCAGUUCAGCGCAGGGUUUACGAUGAUAUUCACGGGUAUUCUUUGACAUCGAUUAAUCCUUUCGAGGAUGAUUCUAGUCCAAAGGAUCAUGUUUUUGUCGAUGAGUUCAGCUGCAUAGGCUGCAAAAACUGUGCCAAUGUUGCCUGCGAUGUAUUUGCAAUUGAGGAAGACUUUGGAAGAGCCAGAGUAUACAGUCAGUGCGGGAACCCGGAUUUAAUUCAACAGGCUAUUGAUAGUUGCCCUGUUGACUGCAUUCAUUGGACAUCAGCUGCACAACUAUCAUUACUUGAAGACGAAAUGCGCCGCAUAGAAAGAGUCAAUGUUGCUCUGAUGCUUUCAGGAAUGGGAUCAGCUAUAAGUGAUGUUUUCAGAAUGGCGAAUACCCGAUGGGAGAAAAGGCAGUUAAACUUCUUGGCACAAGCAAGAAUGAGAAUGAUGAAGCAGAAAGGUUAUGACAAAGCAAAUUCCUACUGGGACAAUCUUCGUGGAAAACCAAGAGACUAUGAAAGUUCAGAGGAGGAAGCGAAAGAAAGAGCAAAAAGAGCUGCAGCUGCUGCUAGAAAAUGGAGGGAAUACUCAAGAAAAGGUGUUAGUAAGUCCCCCUCAGUCAAACUUCCAGAGGCAACCUCUACCAAGGACAAGUGA